AUGAUUCAAUUAAAGACCGUCCUGAAUUGCAUCGACAACUCCGGUGCCGCGCUGGUCGAGUGUGCUCUGGUCAUUGGACAGAAGCGGGCUGCCCAAAUUGGUGACCGCAUCGUGGUAGUCGUCAAGGAACAUCGGGGGGCUUCCGCCUCAGGUAUGGCUGGUGUGUCCGCCGCAAACAAAGUCAAGCGAGGAGAUAUCCGACACGCCGUCGUUGUCCGCACCAGAUACCCCGUCCAGCGCCGCGAUGGCUCCUGCGUCAAGUUCGACGACAAUGCCUGCGUCCUCCUCAACAAGGCUGGAGAUCCCGUUGGCUCUCGAAUCAACGGCGUCGUAGGUGCCGAGCUGAAGAGGAAGAAGUGGAGCAAGAUUCUUUCAAUGGCUCCCUCCCAGGCAUAA
Clonostachys byssicola is the source of this 396-nucleotide messenger RNA. Lineage: Eukaryota; Fungi; Ascomycota; Sordariomycetes; Hypocreales; Bionectriaceae. The record is from the annotation of a GenBank genome assembly.